AUGCACGCGGUGCAGGCGGGAGGGCCCGGCCUGAAGGCCCUGACGCUAACCAAGGAGCACCUGGCCAUCCACGCGGCAGAGCGGCAGCGCAUCUCGGCGGCGGGCGGCUUUGUAUCCAAGGACGGGCGCCUCAACGGGCGCAUCCAGGUGUCCCGUUCUUUUGGUGAUGCCCAGUUCAAGCGCAGCGGCGCCACGGCAGCCCCAGACAUGCAGGUUUUUGACGCCCAGGGGGCUGUCGCUAUGGUGCAGCAGCUGCUCUCAGAGGGGCGCGACCCCAAGGCCAUCACCAACCGCCUCAUCAACGCGGCCGUUCGCGAGCGGCGCUGCAAGGACAACUGCACCAUCAUGCUGCUCGUGUUUGGCAGCAGCAGUGAGGGCGGCGCAGCAGCACAGCAGCUAGCGCCGGUCGCAGAGACAUCGGCGGCAGCAGACGGGCAGAUGCCAGCAGCGGCAGUAACCUGA
Monoraphidium neglectum is the source of this 462-nucleotide messenger RNA. RefSeq lists its product as hypothetical. Gene Ontology annotation, biological process: protein dephosphorylation. The transcript has 4 exons. NCBI's taxonomy places the organism in Eukaryota, Viridiplantae, Chlorophyta, Chlorophyceae, Sphaeropleales, Selenastraceae. The coding region runs from base 1 to 462 and encodes 153 amino acids. The record is from RefSeq and is a predicted model, not a curated record. Gene Ontology annotation, molecular function: protein serine/threonine phosphatase activity.